AAUGUUGACACGCUUGAGUGCAUGUAAAAGGGCAUGCUGACUUAUCGCAAUGAAACCGUGCACAUCUCUACAUGCACACGUAUUCGCAAGGACUACUUGUCCCCGAUUUUGAACAGUGGUGGCUGUUUUUCUGAGUGAAAACCAUCGUAGUCAAUCAGCUUUCGUAAUGGCGACAAGUCUUGACUGCAUUUGGUCGGGAUACUAUGGAUGCAAGACAUUCACCGAAAAGGCAAACAUGGAGUCGUGACCAGAAUUUAAUUAACGACAACUACAGGUUGAAUGCCUGUUUCUCAAGGACGCUGGACUCAAUUCUUGCUUUGUGCUUCUAGGGAGCAAAAUGGCGUCCUGUGUUCGCCAAAGGUUCUUCGGCUGGUUCGUAUUCCUCUGUGGUUUCUUCGUCAUUGUCCAGGUGAUGUUACUCCUCAACCAACAGAAAUGCAACAGUCCCGACGAACAAACAAACCUGGACGCCCGUGCUCUCAAUUCGGCAGCGGGAGACAAGAAGAACAAUAUCAAGAGGAACGACAAAAAGACAUCUCACCGUGACAAACGCCGAGAGACCGCCACCAAGUUUCCGGUCAAGUCCACCCCCUCGGACAAUAAUUAUUUGUCUCCGUUUCACCGGCGAUGGGAAGCCAACUGCUCGGCCAUAUUCGCAGGAGACACGGAUGUAGUUCAGGCGACUUAUCGCAUGCUUAAAAAGGAGCGACACAGUCACAAUGGCUCGAUUGUCGUGCCUGAGGAUCGUGAGGUACGGACCUGGACACACGACUGUGACUCGUUCAGGAGCCUGAGGCGCUAUCCAACUCACCCGGUUUCGGAGGAAGAGGACAGUUACCCAGUUGCAUACAUCAUCGCUGUUCACAAAGAGGCUGCCCAGGUUGAGCGCCUGCUGAGGGCAAUAUACCAACCUCAGAACCUCUACUGCAUCCACCCUGACGCCAAGUCUCCGGAGGACUUUCAGCGGGCAAUCAAAGGUCUUGCGGACUGCUUCGAGAAUGUUUUCAUCUCAUCCAAGAUUGAAGAUGUGCAAUAUGCGGGCUUUACCAGACUUCUGGCCGACAUUAAUUGUAUGAAGGACCUAGUUGGCCCGAGGGGUGACGUGUAUCGGUGGAAAUACGUCAUGAACUUGUGUGGGCAGGAUUUCCCACUGAAAACCAAUUUAGAAAUUGUGCGACAGCUCAGGGCCUACAAAGGUCACAACGAUAUAACAGGUGUUCUACCACCAUCUCACAUAAUUGGUAGAACCCGUUACAAACACGUCAUCAGAGACAAGCAAGUCAAAAGGACUCACAGGCCCAAAACACCCCCACCUCAUAACUUGCGAAUCCACUUUGGGAACGCCUACUACGCAGCCACCAGGCGCUUUGUUGAGUACAUACUGACCAGUCCGAAGGCUACUGACCUCCUUAGGUGGUCGAACGACACCUUUAGCCCGGAUGAACACUACUGGGCGACGCUGCAGCGCGCGCCAGGCACACCGGGCGGGUACCCAGACCCGACAUGGGACGAGAACGUAAGGUUCAUGAAAUGGGGUGACAUUACCAAGCACCCAUCGUGUAAAGGCAUCUACGUGCGAGGCCUGUGUGUGUUUGGCGUGGCCUACCUGGAGUAUCUCGCCACGCAGCCGCACCUGUUUGCCAAUAAGUUCUACUACAGCUUCGAUCCGAUUGCCAUACAGUGCAUCGAGGAGGCGCUCCUCAACAGAACUCGGAACCCUGCCUUGUCGGAUAGGCUUCCUAAUUUCCCAGUCACGAAUCUCCUUUGGCAAAGCCAUACAGCUUUACCGUAACACUGUAAAUUGUUUCCCCCCCCCCCCCCUUCGGCAAAAUUAAACAAACCAAUAUUUUGAAAUUAACUUUAUAGGUACAUUUGUACCGGCGUUUCUGUAACUGAGCUAUCAAACAUUUGGUACGAAAAACCGCAUUUGGGGCUUGCAACAUAAGCUGUGUUGCGAGCUCGGUACAUUGGAUCACUGAUAGAGUGCAGCCUAUAAGGUAGAUCUAUAGAUACCGCAACUGUUUAUGCACCAGCACCGUAUUCCGGAGGUCGUGGGUUCCAAUCCCACCCACGAAUGUCUCACAACGUAUAUUAAAACGACCUUCAACUCGAGUGUAAGAUCGAAGAGGCCAAAGUGAAUGCAAUAAAGAGGAUGAAGAGAAUAAUUAACCACUUCUGAACGACUACACAAGUUCAAGUUUGGAGCGAAGCCUUAUUUUGUCAAAAUAUAGUUGAAAUGGGAAACUUUCAAUUUUUAUUUGUUUAUCGAUUUUUAGCCAUGCAGUCUCGUACAAGAUGUGCUUUUCACAGUUUUAUUUAACUAUUUUUUUUUUAAACAAAUUUAAACUAUACAUGUUUCCUAGUAGUAUUUUAUUUCAGCUGGCAUGGUUGGACUUAGAAUAAUUUUUGUACACGUACCAAGGUAUUUAUAAAAGUAGUUGUUUUAUUUUGUAAUAUUUUUAGUUCAUUAACCAUUGAGGUCCAUUAAUCUUCCCGAAACCAUUAUAUUUAUCAGAAAGCCUUUAGUUGUACACUGCAGUAAUCGUUGGGAUGAAUAAAACUGUAUUGUCUUCAUAA
This is a messenger RNA of Patiria miniata (bat star), 2577 nucleotides long. RefSeq names its product N-acetyllactosaminide beta-1,6-N-acetylglucosaminyl-transferase-like. The record is from RefSeq and is a predicted model, not a curated record. Gene Ontology annotation, molecular function: acetylglucosaminyltransferase activity. The coding region runs from base 338 to 1792 and encodes 484 amino acids. The transcript has 2 exons. NCBI's taxonomy places the organism in Eukaryota, Metazoa, Echinodermata, Asteroidea, Valvatida, Asterinidae. Gene Ontology annotation, cellular component: membrane.